GAUGAGGAUGAAGAACCCAGAGAAAACCCUUUUAACUCUCUGGAACUCCAAUUCCAGCACCCUCCAAGCAUUCUAAACACUGCAGUCACCGAAAGAGGCGCGAACUUCUCCCAAGGUCAAAGACAGUGUCUCUGCCUCGCCCGGGCCAUCCUCCGCCGGCCCAAAAUCCUUGUUCUAGACGAGGCAACCUCAGCCAUCGACAAGCCCACAGACGCAGUAAUCCAGAAAUCCAUCCGGGCUGAGUUUGGGCACAAUGACUCUACACUAUUAGUCAUCGCCCAUCGCAUUAGCACUAUCGUUGACUUUGAUCGGGUGCUUGUGCUAGACGCCGGUCGGGCUAUCGAGUACGGCACACCCCGGGAACUGAUAGCGAAUCGGAAUGGAGUCUUUCGCAGCCUAGUUGAGAGCAGCGUUGAGAGAGACGAGUUGUUGGAGACUAUGCAUGCUGCCGGUCCGUGA
Aspergillus niger is the source of this 459-nucleotide messenger RNA. RefSeq lists its product as uncharacterized. Gene Ontology annotation, cellular component: membrane. The annotation marks the transcript as partial. Gene Ontology annotation, molecular function: ATP hydrolysis activity; ATPase-coupled transmembrane transporter activity; ATP binding. Gene Ontology annotation, biological process: transmembrane transport. The transcript has a single exon. NCBI's taxonomy places the organism in Eukaryota, Fungi, Ascomycota, Eurotiomycetes, Eurotiales, Aspergillaceae. The record is from RefSeq and is a predicted model, not a curated record.